Molecule: messenger RNA, 4891 nt
Organism: Oncorhynchus kisutch (coho salmon)
Lineage: Eukaryota; Metazoa; Chordata; Actinopteri; Salmoniformes; Salmonidae
Gene: tacc1
Product: transforming, acidic coiled-coil containing protein 1
Biological process (GO): nuclear migration; mitotic spindle organization; cerebral cortex development
Cellular component (GO): cytoplasm
Source: RefSeq, a predicted model, not a curated record
AAUACGUCUAUGGGAGAGAGGGAGAGAGGAGGCUUGGGUCAGCUGAGAGAAACUGUUAGAGCUGUAGAACUGUACCAGAGCUGUUUCAGACGGACAUUGCAGCGUCAUUCACUGAAGCAGUACAGUAUUAGGAAUCAUAAACAGUACACUGGCUAACUUGACCUGGGAUGACACUGAACCCACACACACGCAUGCACACUUAAAGUAGAACGCACAUCUAUAGACUUACACACAGACAGGUAAAGGCCCAGUCCCCUUGGAGGGGUAUCGGCCCUGUCAACAUGGGGAGCUCUCAGUCCCAACAGAAGAAGAGGGGAGGGGCAGCAAACUCAACCAAGAGGAAGACAAGUAACAUUUCAGACUCAGAGGGCCACUUUGAAACCCCAGAGGCUCAGAGCCCUGUCCAUGCUCCACUCCAAGUCCCAGAAGAGCUGGAGACCUUCACCACUGACAGAGCAGAUGCCCUGGAGGAGGAGGAUGAACAGCUGAUAGUGUCUGGCCCAGCCAGAGAUCCAGCUCCUAGCCUCCUAUUUAACCAGAACAUGGGUCAGGCCAAGCCCCCCUUGGUCCCUGAGGAGGAGGCCCCUGUGGACUCUAAGGAGGGGCCACAAACACUGCCCAACACCACAGACACUGCAGAGGUUCAGCCCGCAAUAGCAGGCCCAUCAGCCCAGACCAAUGGAGCAGCAAAGGCCACUGCUUCUCUAGACUUAGGUCUACCUGAGGAGGAUAGACCACUGGCUACUUCACUAGACUUAGGCCUACCCGAGGAGGAUAGACCACUGGCUACUUCUCUAGACUUAGGCUUAACUGAGGAGGAUAGACCACUGGCUACUUCUCUAGACUUAGGCCUAACUAAGGAGGCUAGCAUUACUAAGACGCUUUGUAAUGGACACCCCAUAGAGACCAUCCCUGAACCUCAAGCCAAACCCACUAAAACCACACCCCCUUCCCUGAAGAUAAAGGGAGCUUUUUCCAGGGCUAGUGCACAGAGGGAUGGGGACAGUGAUAUCACCCUAGUCCCUAAGGCUAGCUACAACUUCAACCCGGACCAAUUCGACGGCAGCUUCAAUCCGUUCGCCAGUGGCGGCUCCAAGAUUCAAAACUCCCCGCCAAGCGAUGCCCUGCCCACAAUGGAGUCGCUACCUGUACCUAGCUCCCUGCCCACAAUGGAGUCGCUACCUGUACCUAGCUCCCUGCCCACAAUGGAGUCGCUACCUGUACCUAGCUCCCUGCCCACAAUGGAGUCGCUACCUGUACCUAGCUCCCUGCCCACAAUGGAGUCGCUACCUGUACCUAGCUCCCUGCCCACAAUGGAGUCGCUAACUGUACCUAGCUCCCUGCCCACACUGGGGUCGUUACCUGUACCUAGCUCCCUGCCCACACUGGGGUCGCUACCUGUACUUAGCUCCCUGCCCACACUGGGGUCGCUACCUGUGCCUAGCUCCCUGCCCACACUGGGGUCGUUACCUGUACCUAGCUCCCUGCUCACACUGGGGUCGCUACCUGUACCUAGCUCCCUGCCCACAAUGGAGUCGCUACCUGUACCUAGCUCCCUAACCACACUGGGGUCGCUACCUGUACCUAGCUCCCUGCCCACACUGGGGUCGUUACCUGUACCUAGCUCCCUGCCCACACUGGGGUCACUACCUGUACCUAGCUCCCUGCCCACACUGGGGUCGCUACCUGUACCUAGCUCCCUGCCCACACUGGGGUCGUUACCUGUAUGCAGCUCUUCUCCACCUCUUUGUGGGACUAGUUCCUCACCUAAAAUGGAUGUUGAGGAGGUCAAAGAUUCAGCGUCGGAGGCAUCAGAGGAGCCCAAGCCUGUGGAGAUAGAGUUUGGGUUAGACGAGGCAGGUGAGGUAAAAAAAAACACCGCCCAGGAGGAUGGUAAAACGCCCGGCAGUAAGCUCGCUGUCAAGAAACCAAGGGCAAAAGCAACGACAACAGCACCUGCCCCGACGCCGGCACCCGAACCAGUAAUAGCUCACCCGGUAGUAGAGCCGGUUUCAGAAACGACUUCCGAACCACUUUCCAUGCCAGGUCCCUCCUUAAGUUUGGACGACGUUCCUAUUCCCAAAUCCACUUAUACAUUUGACCCCAACCAGUGGGAAGACCCUAAUUUGAUCCCCUUUUGGGGUGGUGGUGUCAAAAUAAGUAGUUCCCCGGUUUUGCCCAAAGGAUCCUACAGCUUUGAUCCUCACAACUUUGACAACUAUGUGGACCCCUUUAAGCCAUCUACAGCCCUGGGCUGCGGGAACUCAACCUCCCGGGAUACCCCACUUCCUCCGCCAGCAGAGGAAGCAGUGAAACCAAAGCUGGAGCGGCCCCUGGAUGAGGGGAAGAGAAUGUGUCAGACUCCAAAGAAAAGCAAGGACAGGAUCAUCACGAAUUCGUGUAAGGGCAAGAAGUAUGAAAACCAGUCCCUGGUCCUGAAUGUCUGCAAUCAGGAAGAGGAUGUGGUUGUGUCACAGGUCCAAGAAAUGCCCCGCCGCGUUCGCCAUGCCACCGAUGAGGAAAAGCUGGCUUGUAGUGAAAUCAUGGGCCAGAAAGCCAAGGAGGAGGCCGGGGUGGAGGUGGAGGAAGAAAAAGACUUGGCCAUCACAGACAAUGUCAAAAGCCAGGCAAUGCUGGAUGGGCCACAGGCAAGGAUAACACACAAUAUGAAGGAAAAGGACAUUUGCAUUUCAAGUGAAGAGCUGUCAAUCACCCCAAGGCCAAAGUUGAUUGGCUGCAAGGGACACGAUGACAAAGGUAGUCCCUCCUCCAUGGAUACCAUAUCGCUAAAUGAGAUGGACAAAGCAGCGGUGCUCACCUUGAUCAGAGAGGAGAUAAUCACUAAAGAGAUAGAGGCCAAUGAGUGGAAGAGAAAGUAUGAAGACAGUCAUAUGGAGGUGUUAGAGAUGAGGAAAAUAGUGGUGGAGUACGAGAAAACAGUUGCACAGAUGAUUGAGGAUGAGCAGCACAAGAGGAGUGUCCUGGGCUCCCAGAAGAGUGUCCAGCAGGUGACUCUGGAGCGGGACCAGGCCCUGGCCGACCUCAACUCUGUGGAGCGCUCACUCUCGGACCUCUUUAGACGUUACGAGAACAUGAAGACCAUCCUGGAAGGCUUUAAGAAGAAUGAAGAGGUGCUGAAGAAGUGUGCCCAAGAGUAUCUGGUCCGCGUCAGACAGGAGGAGCAGAGAUACCACACACUCAAGAUCCAUGCUGAGGAAAAACUAGUCAAGGCUAAUGAAGACAUAGCCCAGGUGCGCUCCAAGGCCGACUCAGAGAGUGUGGCUCUUCAUGCCAGCCUGAGGAAAGAGCAGAUGAAGGUGGACUCCUUGGAGAGAGCCCUCCACCAGAAGAAUCAAGAAAUCGAGGAGCUCACAAAGAUCUGUGACGAACUAAUAGCGAAGCUCGGGACAUCAGACUGAUCAGACCUGAAAUCAUAAACGUUGGAGUUGUUGGAUGUACUGUUCCACCAACUUCUCUCCUCUCUGCCUUUCCAUUGCAGCCAAGGCCUAACCAUCCCCACUGCAGCUAGCUGGUAAAUUACUGUACACACUCCUAUACGAUCUGAACCCGUCUCUGCUAUUAUUACUCAAACACAUAGCGAGUGAGCGGUGUGUUUGUAAAGUGUGUGCCCCAUCAUGGAUUAUCAGUGUUGUCAGAAGAGACAGAGACAUGUGUUCCAGAUACGGUGUGAGGGAUAUUCUUUUGAUACAAAAAGAGAUCCACCAACUGUAUUUACUUGUGUUCAACAGGUUUACACUUUACACAAUCAUCCUGCUGCAAUUCUAGUUUGUUGUUGUUGUUGAUUAUAUUACAUUUCUGUCUAAUCUCGUUUGAUCUUCUGUUGUUUUGUAUGUUUGUUUGCUCCCAUUCUUUAGGUAAGGCAAUGCUUUUAGGGGUAUGCUAGUAUAAAUCACAUAAUUGUUUUUGAUCAUGGGACAAAAUAUAGACAAUAUUUAGGCCUCAAUCAAUUUUUCUUGUGUUUUACCGCUUAGCCCAUGUAGCCUAUAACUAAAGAGCACUAUUCUCUGACAUCAUCAUAGCACAUAGUAUUACACGAACAGCUUAACAAAUCUAUCAGUGGAGUAAUGACAUACUCUGUUUUCAUUUUAGUUUCACUCUCUUUAAGAAUGGGUUGAAACUGCCAUGUUGUUUUUUCUUCUUUAUUUUAGCUAGACACAGCGUAGGGAGCUGUGGUUACAUUGAUUGGCUCUCUGCAACGCAGCCACAGUUAAGUUUCUCUCUAGGCCUUGGGAAAACAAGACAAAUGUUUUCCAUCAUCACCAUAAUACUUGGGUUGCCAAAUUUUCCCCCUCAAAACCUAUCACUGUGAUAGUGUUCCAGGCUCAAUACCAGUCAUUAUUAGAGAUUAUGAUGGAUCUGUAAACUGUUUCAAUGCAGGUGUGGAUGCUUGUUUAGAUAUAUGUUCUCAGAGCUAUCAAAAAGCUAACUGGUUGCCCAGCAUAACAACUGUUUGCCUAAUGUUAUAACAAUAUAUAGGGCCAGUUCCAAACUACCCUUUAGGACUACAAGGACCUAUAUAGUAUGUGGACAUGGAAGUUGGAGAAGCCCAGAUGAGGUCCUACCUGGGUCAUCGUUUGGGAGUCUUUGCCUUAUCGUACCUAUUUCAUGGAUCAACAUCAUCAUCAUCAUCAGUACAGUACAAUCCACUGCCAAAUGUUAAUAUUUUGCCAAAUCAAAGGCUGUUUAAAGCUGCUUUUAAAUGUCUAUAGCUACCUUAAUGUGUACAUUUUAUAUUGUAUGAAAAUAAUUUUAUUUUAAUGGCAGUAUUUGUAGAGGACAUAGUAACAGAAAAGUGAUUUUAUUAUAGUUUCUGAUAUACUAUAUAUUGUGUGUAGAAGGCAUUCCCUGAAUAAAGGUUAUCAUGAUUAAU